This is a messenger RNA of Arachis stenosperma, 816 nucleotides long. RefSeq names its product bidirectional sugar transporter SWEET6b-like. Lineage: Eukaryota; Viridiplantae; Streptophyta; Magnoliopsida; Fabales; Fabaceae. Gene Ontology annotation, cellular component: membrane. The record is from RefSeq and is a predicted model, not a curated record. Gene Ontology annotation, molecular function: sugar transmembrane transporter activity. The transcript is spliced from 6 exons. Bases 1 to 747 code for a protein of 248 amino acids. Gene Ontology annotation, biological process: carbohydrate transport.
AUGGUAAGCGCUGCAAUUGCUCGUAACGUCGUCGGUGUUAUAGGCAACGUCAUCUCUUUUGGAUUGUUCUUCUCACCGGCACCAACUUUCUAUAGAAUUAUAAAGAGGAAGUCAGUGGAGGAGUUCAAACCUGAUCCUUACAUAGCAACGGUGCUAAACUGUGCGUUUUGGGUGUUUUAUGGGCUUCCAUUUGUUCACCCUCACAGUAUUCUCGUUCUUACUAUCAACAGCAUUGGACUUGCCUUCGAAUUUGUCUAUCUUACCAUAUUUUACAUUUAUGCCACCAACAAAGGACGGAAGAAGGUAGCGAUUUAUCUUGUGAUUGAGGCUAUUUUCUUUGCCGUAAUUGCUCUUAUAACGUUGCUAGCACUGCAUGGCACUCGCAAAAGGUCGUUAGUGGUUGGUAUACUGUGUGAUAUAUUCAAUGUCAUGAUGUAUGUCUCCCCUCUCACUAUCAUGGCGAAGGUUAUAAAAACGAAGAGUGUGGAAUUUAUGCCAUUCUGGCUCUCUCUCGCUAACUUCCUCAAUGGCGUGUGCUGGACAACAUAUGCUCUCAUCCACCCCUUCGAUCUUUAUGUCUUGAUAAGCAACAGUAUUGGAGCAGUGUCUGGACUUGUUCAGCUGAUAUUAUAUGCUUGCUACUGCUCCUGCAAGGGAGACAAGGACAAUGAUGAGAGUGGCAAUGGCACAAAACCAGACGCUGCGGUUCAGCUCUCUGCUACUUCAAAUGGAAGGAUUGCAGUUUAAGUUUGAUAAUGACAACUACUCCAAUAUCAAACCCUUUUGCUUUUUUUAUUUCUUUUCUGUUGUUUAAUU